AUGUCAAAGCUCAAGCCACUCUCCGUGAACCCCGCCUAUCCUUCAAAAGUCGUGCGCCAACUCUCCCAGGUUUACGUCGAACUUCCAUCAUCUCCUUUCCGUCGCACCUCCAACACUCCCGAUAGCCUUCUUACUAUCACUUCCAAUCGACAAUCACACGGGGCUGAUAUGCCGAAAGAAAACGCCCCUUUACGUGCGCGGAAUGAGGAGCAUAUAUCGAGCGCGGGUAGCUCGCCCGUCGUUGUGCAACUUAAACGCAAGCGUUCUGCGCGCGACCUAGGACGCGAGGGGACAGAGCGUUCUGCGGUUCAGACCAAGAAGCAGAGGGUAUCUAGUGAUGUAAAGGCGAGGUCAGCAAACACUAAGGCUGAACCAUCGAAUGCGACGGAGGAGUACCCCGACGGAUUCUUCUAUUGUCACCAGUGCUCAAAGAAGAGAGAUUCAAACUGUAUAGACGCACGAGGUCGUUGCAGACUCAAAUAUUGCAAGGCUUGCCUCCUAAAUAGAUAUGGCCAAGAAUUAGACGAGAUCAAGUUCGGUGAUAUGAAAGUCUGUUCUGAGACGGCUGGUCACGUCGCAGAUCUAGGAUAUUAUUUCAAGAACCUGACAAUUGCGGCGAAGAAAUCAGGUGCGAAGUCGGUAGCGACGUUGCUCGCCGAUAACAUUGCCGCUACCGGUAUCUUGCCAGGAAAAGGGAAGCAGGUCGAGAAUGCUCCGAGAAAAUCGAGGGCUAGGGCCAAACCUGGGGUGACAACCGAUUCUGCAGAGGCUACCAGUGCGACGAAGCCUAAACGCCAAUAUAUUCGGAAACCCAAAGCGCUUCCCCAUCCUCGUUGGACGCCCCUCCCGGUCCCGUCUAUAUUUACACUGGAUACGGCCCUGGCACGAAUAGAGAUACGCGAAUUUGUUCUCAGGUUUGCAUCUCUCCUCAAAAUAUCCAACGCGCAUCUCAAUGAGCUCGAGGAGAUUGCUGGUGACUUCGUAGAUGAAGAUGAGGAAGAAAAGCUAAAGGAACAAGACCUUAGGUGGGUGAGUGCGACUUGCGUCACCGCUAUUGUUACUGGGUUGUUGGGUCUUGUGGCGAACAGCGAAGCCGUUGGCAGAGAUGGAAGAAAAACCAUUCAAGAUAGCCUCAAGAAAGUGAAAGCUUCCGGCGCAAACUUGACUAAAGUUUGGAGCGCAUUGUCCGACAUGCGUACUUCACUCCUCGAAGUGCCCAGUGGAACAGCCGCGACACUCACCUUCCCCGACCCUCUCCCUCUUCCGGCAAAUGCAUCGAUCCACACUACACGUAGCGGACAACAGCACAGUGGCGGCAUCUAUGUGGCGACCUCUGCGCAGCUCAUCCCAGUCCUCGUGCCACUCGUGGAUCUGGCACUGAGCAACUUCGCCGUCAGAGAGGAGAUUGAGGCUGGUAUGAGAGAAGUAAGGGACCCUCUGAAAUCAGAGCGAGAACAGGUCAAGCUCGAGAUGCAAAGAUGGGGAAGUGCUCGGCAUUCAACGCCCGCGCUACACAUCAAAGCGGCGCGAGCACAACAUAAACACGUACUGUCCGCUCUGGAACAAGCUCGUCGGCUGACUUCAUAUUCAUAUAUGCCACGCUUCAUCCCUCUCGGUAGGGACCACGAAGGGCGUAUUUACUUUGCACUAUCCCCGAACAUUGCAGAACGAGAGGCGGCAUUUGCCCUUCUCGACGGCAAGGCCAAAGCGGGAGGGAAAGCUCGCGGGCGAGCAGUCGUUAGUGAAGAAGACAGGCAGUCCAUGACACGUUGGAGUUGGUUCAUCAGUGUUUGGGGACGCAGGCCUGAAAGUACCAAAACUGUGGUUCAAGCCAAGGAACAGGCGAAGAGCUCAGACUCCGACGAGGACGAUACAGAUGUCGAGAAGUGGUGGGGCUUCUGGCAAUCGGAGGAGAUCCGAAAACUCGCCGAGUGGAUCACCAUCAAGACUGGGAUGGACGAGAAUGGCACAUGCCAUGCUGGAGAGGUCGAUGAAGAACGCGGGUCCGCUGACACUUGGAGUAGAAGCAGCAAGCAGGGUAACGGCGCAACUUUGUCGAGAGAUUCGAGCAGUGCUUUGACAGGCGACCCGGACGCUGGGAUACCAUCACGAGCUUCUUCAUCACUAGACCAGAUAUCUGACGACGACGCCGAAGGUGACGAGAUGUCAUCGCUGUCUACUGUUUCUGAUAGUGAGGACGGUGACGAGAUGCGGCAGCUCAUGCAAACAUAUACAGCAGGGAACAUCCCUUCAAAGCAAGAGCUGCAAAGCCUCGUAAAGAACUUGGUGGAGUACGCGGAAGUCUUGGAGUGGAGGGUUUGGCGCAUGCAGGAAGACGAUGGUAAAACUAUCGAAGACGGUAGGAAGGGCACAGACAAGGCAAAGUGA
This is a messenger RNA of Heterobasidion irregulare TC 32-1, 2388 nucleotides long. RefSeq lists its product as uncharacterized. The transcript is spliced from 5 exons. The coding region runs from base 1 to 2388 and encodes 795 amino acids. NCBI's taxonomy places the organism in Eukaryota, Fungi, Basidiomycota, Agaricomycetes, Russulales, Bondarzewiaceae. The record is from RefSeq and is a predicted model, not a curated record.